UAUUCUGAUCAUUCCAUUUAUUUCCUUUUACGUUCAUUAUUGAUAUUACGAGAGGGAUAGCGAAGAAGAUGAAGCUUUGUUCUGUUUCUUUCAUCUCCAGCUUAAUAGCUCUUCAGCUUCUACCUCUAUUCACCAUAGUUAAUGGUCAGCAAGCUACGGAUUCGUGCAAUUCAACUCUACCUCUCAAGGACCUCGCCUUCGACUCGAGCCACCUUCAAUGCGUGGAAGUUUGGAGAGUCCAGAAUUACAUCCUCCGAUAUGCUAGAACGGUGGAAAACACAUGGAGUUUCAUCUUAUCGGCGCCUGAUUCCAGUGCCUACAUCGGGAUCGGAUUCUCGACCACCGGUAAGAUGGUCGGAAGCAGCGCAGUGGUCGGGUGGAUUACUUCCGACAGCAGGAGCGGAAGCGCGAAACAGUACUUGCUCGGAGGGACAUCACCUGGUGAAGUGAUACCUGACCAAGGAGAUCUCAAGAUCAUCAACGGCUCGUUAAAGAUUGAGUCAGUGUCGUCGCGUCUUUACCUGAGUUUCCAAUUGACGGCGGAGCUGCCGCGGGAGAGGCUUCUUUACGCUAGGGGACCUGCCGAAUUCUUCCCAUCUUCGCCGGACUUUAGGUUGAGAGAACACCAGUUCAUGACCACCACGACCAUUAAUUAUAAUACAGGACCUGCUGCAUUUGGACCAACCAUGUCUCCAGGUCCAGGGUCGUCCCCGCCUUCUCCUUCAUCUGCCUACGGCCUCUCACCCUCUCUUCUCUUCUUUUUCAUGGGCCUCGUAGCUCUCAAAUUUUAGUAAUUUCCUUGUUUCAUAUUUUCUUUCUGUUUUCAUCCCCAUGUUAUCUAAUUCAUGCAUUGUUGAUUUAUAAUUAUGAGAGAAAUAAAACACAUGUAUUUGUGGCCU
This is a messenger RNA of Brassica napus (rape), 899 nucleotides long. RefSeq names its product cytochrome b561 and DOMON domain-containing protein At3g07570. The record is from RefSeq and is a predicted model, not a curated record. The transcript has 3 exons. NCBI's taxonomy places the organism in Eukaryota, Viridiplantae, Streptophyta, Magnoliopsida, Brassicales, Brassicaceae. The coding region runs from base 69 to 791 and encodes 240 amino acids.